GAGUGACGGGGGGAGGCGUCCAACCCGCGGUGCGUGUGGGCGGCGGGCGGUGUGGGCGCGGCGUGUGCGGCAGGCUGGGCUGCACCGCAGCGCAUACACUACAAUGGCUGCUGGAAGGACGGGAAAGCAAACAAUUUCCAGGCCCGCCGCGUCCAGCCCGAAAUAUGGGGAAAAAAUUUCAGAAAAAUCGGAGAACACUGUAAAGGGUGGAAACGGGGCGCAGAGGGGAUGCUGAGGCUCCCGCGAAACGAAUUUGCCUGCUCUCCCCCUCCGAGUGGCCCAGAAGCCUUCCCCUUCCCCAUCGGUGUGUGUUUAGAGAAAAGUGUGAACCCAAACCAGUAAAAAUGGGAAGUACUGGAUUCUGGUUUCCUCCAAGAAGAGUCAGCGGAACUGGUUAAGACCAAAAUCUGAGGACUUUAGUGGGCAAACAUCAGUCCCCUUUUGCUUUCUUUUACGACCACAUGAAACUUGAGAAGCCAUCUAAAGCUAAAUCAUUUAGUGGAGUUGGGCAAUUCCCAAGUGUCCAACAAGAAGGCCUGGUUUAGGCUGCGAUGGCCACUGUCAUUCCUGGUGAUUUGUCAGAAGUAAGAGAUACCCAGAAAGUCCCUUCAGGGAAACGUAAGCGUGGUGAAACCAAACCAAGAAAAAACUUUCCUUGCCAACUGUGUGACAAGGCCUUUAACAGUGUUGAGAAAUUAAAGGUUCACUCAUACUCUCACACAGGAGAGAGGCCCUACAAGUGCACACAACAAGACUGCACCAAGGCCUUUGUUUCUAAGUACAAAUUACUAAGGCAUAUGGCUACUCAUUCUCCUGAGAAAACCCACAAGUGUAAUUAUUGUGAGAAAAUGUUUCACCGAAAAGAUCACCUAAAGAAUCACCUACAUACACACAAUCCCAACAAAGAGGCCUUUAAGUGUGAAGAAUGUGGAAAGAACUACAAUACCAAGCUUGGGUUCAAACGUCACCUGGCUUUGCAUGCAGCAACAAGCGGUGACCUCACCUGUAAGGUAUGUUUGCAGACUUUUGAAAGCACAGGAGUGCUGCUGGAGCACCUAAAAACUCAUGCAGGCAAGUCAUCGGGUGGAGUGAAGGAGAAAAAACACCAGUGUGAACACUGUGAUCGUCGGUUCUACACCCGAAAGGAUGUCCGUAGACACAUGGUAGUGCACACUGGAAGAAAGGACUUCCUCUGUCAGUACUGUGCACAGAGAUUUGGGCGGAAGGAUCACCUAACGCGCCACAUGAAGAAAAGUCACAACCAAGAACUUUUGAAGGUCAAAACAGAGCCAAUGGACCUUCUAGAUCCCUUUACCUGCAACGUUUCUGUGCCUAUUAAGGAUGAGCUGCUUCCAGUGAUGUCUUUACCUUCCAGUGAACUGACAUCAAAGCCAUUUACAAACACUUUGCAAUUAAAUCUCUACAACACUCAGAUUCAGUCCAUGCAGAGUUCUGCAUCUGCACACCAAAUGGUUGCCACAUCAUUACCAUUGGGAAUGCCUUGUCCAAUAGAUAUGGAGUCUGUCCACCCUUCUCACCAGCUAUCGUUGAAAUAUCCGCUCAGUUCUACCUCAUACGCAGUUUCUAUGCCUGAAAAAGAACAGCCAUUGAAAGGGGAAAUAGAAAGUUACUUAAUGGAGUUGCAAAGUGGUAUGCCUUCUUCAUCCCAGGAUUCUCAAGCAUCUUCAUCAAAACUAGGGCUGGAUCCACAAGUAGGGCCACUAGAUGAUGGGUCUGGGGAGGUUUCCCUUUCCAAGGGCUCUGUUCCUAUUAGUGAACCUCUAAACACCCCAUCAUUGGACUUUUCUCAGCUGUUCAACUUCAUACCUGUAAAUGGCCCUCCCUAUAAUCCUUCUGUUUCAGUGGGAAACCUUGGAAUGAGUUACACGCAGGAGGAGGCACAUUCUUCUAUGACUCAACUUCCACCACAAACACAGGAUCCACAAGAUCCUAGCAAUAGUAUAGGUCUUGGGUCUCUGCACUCAUUGUCAGCAGCAUUCACGAGCAGUCUAAGCACAACCACCACCCUACCACGAUUUCAUCAAGCUUUCCAAUAGGAUGUACAAAGCUGGCUUGUUACUGUCUAUUUGUAGAAAUGCCUUAGGUGACCAUUUUUAACUUAGUGCCUACUAUAAGACAUUAUAAAUUCUCUGCUUUUGUACAGUACCAAUCUCAUGAAGCCAGUAAGAAAUUUUUUAAUGUUUUGAAAGUGUUUAUUCUCAGCUGUGUUUACUUUGUUGUUUUUUUUUUUAAAGUCUCAUUGUAUUGUUUUCAUUUUCACUGCCAAUUAACACAUUUAAAAUGUUCACUAGAAAGUCAUCCCAAGCAAACUUUCAACAUGCAUCCCUUUUUAAAAAUUUUUUCAACCAUACCAGCCACUCUGUUUUAUUGAUGUCAGUGGUGGAACUACCGUUUUUACCUUUUAUAUAUUACAGCAUUUGCAAAGAAUCCAGUUCAAACAUGUAUCGCAAAGAUUCCUAAAGAUUUGGGAAAAAAAAAUUCCCCAGUCCCUUUCCAAAAAAAAAAAAAACUUUUCCCAAAUGGUGACAUCUGAUCUGUUCUAUAAUGACAAUUCUAAAUUUUUAAAUAAAUAUAGAAUUCAGAUUUUUUCUGAAAACUUGUAUGUGUAUAUAUAGAAGUUCAUAUAUACACAUGUACAUAUAACAUUUUGACUUGUAUUGAAGUCAUUAUAAAAGGUGUUACAAAUUUUGCCAUUUUCUGGCUUAAAUUGUUGUGGCCUGUUAUGAAUAUUGGAAGAAAAAAUAUAGUUUAAUUUUGUAAAAUCAUGGCUGAACAGAAUUUCAACAGAGAAUCUCUGCUUGCCUAAAUGACAAAAGUUUCAAGUUGAAUUUGGAACUGUGUUGUGCUUUCAUGACUCUGGUAGAGGAAAACAGGCAAAAUUAAUGGCUGAUCUUGAAAUAUAAAAGUGUUGUAAUUUAGUAAUGCAGAAUAUUUUGUCGCAGUUCUUGUUUUAAUUCUUAACUUGCUGUUUUUUCUCUUUAGUAGCAUAGAAAGAGUACUGCAUAGGAAUCUUCCAAUAGCGUAUUCACAUUUGUAGGCAUCAGUCUUCUCCCAUCUGCCACCGCCAAAGGGUGGAUCGAGUCCAGCCAGAAAGUGUGUAUCUAUUUUCAGUUCAAUAUUAGUGUGCAGUCAGAGAGUGAAUGUAAAUUUGCAAAUACCAGUUUUUAAUAUUUUUUUUUAUUGGAAUGGACUUUUCAGUUGUGUUACAUGGUGUGUUAUGUCCUCCUAAGCAACAAGUUAGAUGUUAAUCAUACUUUCUACACCUGGGUACUUGGUUAGGGACUUUUUGCCCACUGCCAAGAUUUAAAGACAGGACUCUUAGGAGUGAAGUAAAAGCAUAUUGCUUACACCACUUUUACCUAAUGCAAUAUAUUCUAUUCCCCAACCCCUAAUAACCAAAAGAGGAAAAAGAAAAAAAAAAAAACAAACCUGUGAUGCAUGAAAGCAAACUAGAUUUGCUGUAAUUCAACAAUAACACGCUUUUCCUUGUCAUUUUUGUACAAGGAAUUAAAAAAUAGAAAUCAAGUACGUUAGUAUCUCUCAAACAAUAAUGAGGAUUCAUACAAGGUUUUAAGUGGUUAAACUAAAUAUACUUCACAGAAACAAAAGUUGCUCCCAUUUAAGGAGCUCAUGCUCCGGAUGUUUUAUCAGUAGCUCCUACUUUGUUUUUAAUUCUAGGAGCAAUAUGCAGGUGUAGUUUUACUAUUUUAUACAUAUGUGUAUUUAAAUUUUAUUACUGAAAGAUAACAUUUUUAUAAAUGUGUUUUUGUUCCAAAGGCAUUAAAAUAAGGAUGUAUUAAUAAGGAAAAUACCUUUUGAAAUUCUACAAACUACUCCUAGAUUUUGGGUUUAGGAGCAUGUUAUCUCAAAGUGGGCUUUUAGCUCUGCUUCAUGACUGCUUCCUCUGGUUUCUAUGAAACAGAUCGCUUGCUUACUUACAUCUUUAGUUGAAUGAUUUGUUCAAUAUUGCUUUUUUUUUUUUUCGUCACCUUUAUAAAGGAUAGAAAAACACAGGUGAACAGAGCACAAGGUGAAUGCAGCAGAAUGUAAUUCCGGUUUAAAUCAGCAACCACAAUGCAUAUAGGGAGAAGUUGGCUUUACUCUCAGUCUUUUAAAUCAAUUAGGAAUGAAGAUCAAUGGACUUCAUUCCUCCGGUGGGCUCUGCCCCGCGUGGAGCUUUCCCUUGGCAGAGGGAAGCUGCGAGCGCUCAGCAUCUCACGGGCGGCUCUGGCAGCGGCUGCAGAAUUGAUGGGCAGCACUCUUCCUCUUGGGCAGGGAAUGUGCAGGCACCAGGAGCUUCAAAGCUGGAGUUUUUGGUAUGGCAUGGAGGAAUUUGCUCGUUCAGGCAUCGCCAGUAAGUUUAAUCUCACCUGCCGCUGCCAGAUGCUCUGCCAGACUAGUCGCGGAAGGGAUUUGAUGUGGCGCAUCUAACAUGCAACAAGAGGCAGUGCCACCUGCUUAUCAGUCUCAGUUUCUGAUUAGACUUGAU
Messenger RNA from Cygnus olor (mute swan), 4510 nucleotides. It is a transcript of the gene PLAG1, whose product is annotated as PLAG1 zinc finger. Lineage: Eukaryota; Metazoa; Chordata; Aves; Anseriformes; Anatidae. Gene Ontology annotation, cellular component: cytoplasm; nucleus. Bases 552 to 2057 code for a protein of 501 amino acids. Gene Ontology annotation, biological process: regulation of transcription by RNA polymerase II; cell fate commitment. The record is from RefSeq and is a predicted model, not a curated record. The transcript is spliced from 5 exons. Gene Ontology annotation, molecular function: RNA polymerase II cis-regulatory region sequence-specific DNA binding; histone deacetylase binding; DNA-binding transcription factor activity.